GUCAAAGGCCUUCCCAUAAUUCACCACGCCGGAAAGAAACAAGUGUGGUGGAAUCGUUCAUUUUAAACGCAAUAUAACGUCGCUGUAACUAUCAGAGUUACGAAUAUGCGAUUGCGCUAACGCCGAGGCUCUUGCGAAGAACGUACACACAAGGCGCGGUGUGCGCUAUGAUUCCCAGCACUGCGCGAAAGGCCGUCAACGGCGCCGGAGACGUCGAGAUGGACGAAGAAGACUCGAAAAAGAACUUCGGCUCUGUGCCGCUCCUGACGAUGCUCGCCGAAGUUGCCUCGGCGGAGCUCGAAAGCGACACGGUGUUGGUGAAAGACUCUGCUCACAAGGCACGCAAGUCGGUGCAGCAAGCAGAUGCGCUGGUGCUGGACCAAAUCCGCAUCCUCUCGGACCGAGUGCUCCUAGAAAGUUUCUCGGAGUUUACGAGCAACGAGAUGAGACGCACCUUCAGCUAUCGCUGCUACCUCAUGCCUAGCGCCUGCGCCGAGACGUUCUCCAGUUUUGGCAAUGAGCACAAGGCCCGCAGCCAGAUGAAGUCACACCUCUUGUCUCACAUCGCUGAGCUCCUAGCCGAAGCCAAUGCACCCGGACGGCAAGGCAAGCCACCGUUCAUGGCGGAACCCCUCCAGGCCCGAAAACGCCGUCUCCAAGAAAGUGAGGGAACCGGCCGAAAGCGUAAACGGCCACAGCCCAAGCAGCCGGCGGCGGUGAGCAAGAAUGAGCGGCGAACAAACGGCUCCUCCACCGUCCUGCACACUCCUACCCCCAGAACAGUCGUCAAGAAAAGUCAAGCCCGGGUGAAAAGUCAAGUCAAGCCGUCUUUGGUGAAGCCUGAAGGCAAGAACAGUCGGCCCAUGCUCAAGGUGGCUGUCAAGUCCCUGACAACGCCCACCAAUAAGGUCAAGGCCCCGCCAGUAACCGGCAAGCUCCACAAUACACCGGUCAAGGAGGAGAAGCAAUUGCGUGUCGUCAGCGAAACCUGGGAGGCACACGUGGUCAGGCGGGACCACAGCUACUGGGGGCCCGGAUGCCCGCUUGCAGUGGACAAUGACGAUGACAGCGACCUAGAAGAGCUGUGCAGCGACUGCGUGGAGCGGCGCCCCGCUGUCCCGAGCCAGUCCGUGAUUGCCACGCCCGCCUUUCCCUACGUGUAUGUGCCACUACUGCCCAACACCUCGUCUGUCGUGGAGGUCACCACUCCCGGAGGUGGCAUCGGGGGUGGCUCCGUAAAACGGCGUGCCCUGAGCCCUAUGCUCCCGUCUUCGGACGAUGACGACGAUGAUGAAGACGAGGAUGACGAUGAGGAAGAGGAGGAGCAGCGGAGCAAGCAGCUGCAGCUGCAGCAUCCCGUGGCCAAGGGCCGGGCCCGCCUGCCGGGCCGGAGGGGCGCUGCGGUACAAGCCGCAGAGACCAGCCUCGAAAGGAAAGCGGCACUGAAGCACAUCAAGGCACUGCGGAACAAGCGGCGCGACGAGCGGGGCCCCCUGGUGUGCAAGAUCUGCAAGACCAAGGUGUUCACGGCCCAGGCCACCCUCAUGUACCACUAUCGCAGCCAUGCAGGCAUCAAGCCCUUCAACUGCAAGAUCUGUGAGGCGACCUUCACGCGACAGCACAGCCUCAACUAUCACAUGCUGAUUCACAACAACAAGAGCCGCUUCGAGUGCGAGGACUGCGGCCGCCACUUCCGGCACCCCAGCCACUUCAAGGAGCACCUGCGCCGGCACACGGGCGAGACCCCUUACCAGUGCACUGACUGCAACCAAAGGUUCAAGACACGCAACACGUACAAGAGGCACCUCAAGACGCGUCACGGGAAGAUCCUGACUGCCCAAGGGAUCCUCUCUGUCGGCGAGUCUCGGCCAACGAGUCCGGCGCCGACAUGAAACGGGCUGUUCCCGCUCAACUCCUUUUGUACAGACCACUUCCUUCCACACAACACCGAACAGACUCAAACCCGAUGCUUUCACACCUGCCCUUUUUGUACAGCUGCCCCUUUGUAAAAUAAAAGAAAUACUCUU
Molecule: messenger RNA, 2027 nt
Organism: Rhipicephalus sanguineus (brown dog tick)
Lineage: Eukaryota; Metazoa; Arthropoda; Arachnida; Ixodida; Ixodidae
Product: E3 ubiquitin-protein ligase ZFP91
Exons: 10
Coding region: 168-1892 (574 amino acids)
Biological process (GO): regulation of transcription by RNA polymerase II
Molecular function (GO): RNA polymerase II cis-regulatory region sequence-specific DNA binding; DNA-binding transcription factor activity
Source: RefSeq, a predicted model, not a curated record